Racocetra persica is the source of this 225-nucleotide messenger RNA. The record is from the annotation of a GenBank genome assembly. NCBI's taxonomy places the organism in Eukaryota, Fungi, Glomeromycota, Glomeromycetes, Diversisporales, Gigasporaceae.
UUGAAGAAAUCGAAUCACUUACCUUUUACGAAUCUUUACAAAGUGAAGAUAUAGAUAACAAGCCUGAUGCUAUUGUUUUGUGUGCUAUGUAUCUUUUAGAACGUUUAGAACGUACCUCAAUUGUGGAGAUUUGGAAAAUAUCAAGAGUUACAAGUCAAGGGGUUAACCAUUUUAUAUUUCUUCUUUCAGAUAGCUCGGAUAGCUGCACUUGUCUUUUGCAACAAA